AUGCCAUACACUGAACAAGGAUAUAAACCAAAACAAAGAAAACACAAAGAUACCUCUAAAAGUGAUCACGAAAAACCUCACCAAAAUACUCACCAAAAGUCACAACAAAAUAAAAAUAAAAGUGGAAUUAAAAGACAAAACAACAGUAAAUAUACUCAGCCUUUAAAACAACGAAGUAAUCCAUUUGGAGCAAAGGUUAGUGAUGAAUUAAAAAAAGAAUAUCAAGAAAAAAAACAAAGAAAAGAAAGUAAUGAAGAUGCUAUUAAUCAAAUGAAAUUUCUUAUUAAUUCACAUUCUAAUACUCAUAAAAAAUGGAGUGCUGGAGAAAUAGAACAAUUAAUUACUCUUUCAAGGUCUUCAAUGUAUGAAUUAUCAAUUAAACCAGAUGCUUCUAGAAUUAUUCAAACAAUUAUUAAAAAUGGUGAUAAUGAACAAAGACAAACUGUUUUAACUGAAUUAAAGCCAAAGAUUUUUGAUUUAACUAAAGACCAAUAUGGACAUCAUGUUGUAAAGAAAUUAUUAAAAUAUUGUUCUAAAAUUGUUCCAAGUUUAUUACUUGAAUUAUAUCAUACCCAUAUCUUUGAAAUGUUAAUGCAAAAAUUUUCUAGUGAUGUUUUAAAAACUUUAUGUGAAUUUAUUAAUAAAACUCAACAAAGAAAAUUAAUUGAAGAAGUAUAUGGAGCACAAUAUGAGUUUUUAAAAAGUAAAAACCCAGAAUUAAAAACUUUUUCUGAAGUUAUUGAUUCAAAUGAUACUUUAAAAAAUGUUAUUUGUAAAGACUUAAAAGAUAAAGUAUUCAAAAUUCUUAACAAACAACAUGUUUCAACUAACCCAUUAUUAGCUCAACUUCUUAUUGAUUAUAUUAGUUGUGUUGAUGAAAAAGAUGCAUCUGAAGUUGCUGCUUCACUUAGAGAACAUUUACAACAAUUCUUAACUUUACCUGAAGGACCAAAAUUAAUGAAAUUUGUAAUUAUUCAUUCAUCUGCUAAAGCACGAAAAGGACUUCUCAAAGAAUGUAAAGAAAAUUUAAUUACAUUGAUGACUGACAAAUUUGGUCAUUAUUGUAUUUUAUACUUGUUAAGGCAUGUAGAUGAUAAAAUGGCUUUGAAGAAAUAUGUUCUUGAUAGUAUUGAAGCAAUGACACAAAAAUUAGUUUUUGACAAAUGUGGAAUUGAGUUAUUAGAAUUUAUCCUUGAUCCAUUAAGUACACAUUUCCUUCCACCAUCAAUUAUUGAUCCAUUAAAAGAAAAAGGUUCGUUUACUUUAAAAGAUGAUGACAUUCGUUUUAAAGAUAUGUUAACUGAAUUAAAACCUACUCUUCUUGACAUUUGUCAAAAAGAGUAUAAAUCUCUUACAAAAUUUAAACCAACAAGAAGAUUCUUAACGGCUGUUAAAAAAUCAUUCCCAGAAGAAACUACAUUUAUUAUUGAUGAAGACUUAAAAGGCAAAAAAGUGGGAGAAGAAAAUAAAGCUGAAGAAAUAAAAGAAGAAAAACCAAAAGAACCAUCACAACCUCUUCCUGUUGAAACUGAUGCUGUUAUGAAAGGUGAAGAAGUAGAUGACAUUAAAGAAAUUAAGAAAGAAGUUGCUGAGGCUAAAGCUGAAAAAGCAAAAGAAAUGAAAAAGAAGGUUAAUAAGAAAGGCUAUUCCAAAUGA
Messenger RNA from Entamoeba histolytica HM-1:IMSS, 1656 nucleotides. RefSeq names its product pumilio family RNA-binding protein. The transcript has a single exon. Gene Ontology annotation, cellular component: nucleolus. NCBI's taxonomy places the organism in Eukaryota, Evosea, Mastigamoebida, Endamoebidae. Gene Ontology annotation, molecular function: mRNA binding. The record is from RefSeq and is a predicted model, not a curated record. Gene Ontology annotation, biological process: regulation of translation. Bases 1 to 1656 code for a protein of 551 amino acids.